Molecule: messenger RNA, 11566 nt
Organism: Trachemys scripta elegans
Lineage: Eukaryota; Metazoa; Chordata; Testudines; Emydidae
Gene: SZT2
Product: SZT2 subunit of KICSTOR complex
Exons: 73
Coding region: 16-11007 (3663 amino acids)
Cellular component (GO): peroxisome
Source: RefSeq, a predicted model, not a curated record
CGGGGCGGGGCAGACAUGGCUGCCUCCGAGCGAGCGGACUCUGAGGUGGAAGACGCAGGACAGGUCUUCCUGCUGAUGAAGAAAGACUAUCGGAUCUCCCGCAACGUGCGCCUAGCCUGGUUCCUCAAUCACCUGCAUCAAGUCAUUUGGGCUGUGCCUGAGACAGAGCUGGUGAAGUCAGAUAAUGAACUGGAUGUUCUCAGCAUCCUGCCAAAUGGAUGGCAGCCACAUGAGUCUGUCCGGCCUAGGCCUUAUCUCCUAGUGCCUUCCACACAGGUCACCUUCCUGGCACGACAGUACCGCUUUGUGAUUGAGCUCGACCUGAGCCCAUCCACAGGCAUUGUGGAUGACUCAACGGGGGAGAUCAUUUUUGAUGAGGUGUUUCAUGCCCUUUCUCGAUGCCUAGUGGGAUUGCUAAAACCCUUCCGAAUUCCUGGUUCAGAAAUUACCUACCAGCCAGAGAUCUUUGUCACCAUCCAAGCAUAUUCCUCCAUCAUUGGUCUGCAGUCCCACCAGGUGCUAUUCCAAGGCUGUCAGCUGGAUGAGACCAAGAGAGAGACCUUCCUGCAGCAAAUUUACACACAGCUGUGUGCCUUUGAGAAUAAAGUGGCUGAGAUGCUCCAACAACAGUAUGAACCCAAGCCCCAGGUAGAUUUGUCACCCCUCAGCCAGGAGAGUCCUUGUGCCACACAGGAACCUUCUGGAAGGAAGUCGGGUGUCUCCAUGGUCACUGCUGACAUUGGCCUAGUCAGCAUGAUCCGACAGGGGAUCUUAGCACUGCAGCUGUUGCCUUCCAACUCCGGUGCAGGUAUCAUCAUAAUCACAGAUGGUGUGACCAGUGUCCCGGACGUGGCUGUGUGUGAGACUCUGCUCAACCAGCUGCGGAGUAGCACUGUGGCCUGCUCCUUUGUGCAGGUGGGCGGAGUCUACUCAUAUGACUGCAGCUUUGGCCACGUCCCCAAUGUGGAACUGAUGAAAUUUAUUGCUAUGGCAACUUUUGGUGCAUACCUGUCUACCUGCCCUGAGCUGGAUCCCUUAAGCCUCGACCUCAAUGUAUAUCACAAGGCCUUCCUGCUGUAUUCCUUCCUGCGCACUGGGGAGUCCCUGAACCCAGAGUAUUACUGUGUGUCCCAGCACAGACUGUUCAAUGAGCAUUUGGUGUCUGCAAGCAGCAACCCGGCUCUGGCCAUGAGGAGGAAGAAGCACACAGAGAAGGAGGUGCAUGCAGACCUCGUGAGCAUAGUCUCUGUCCGGCUGCGUGAGGGCUACAGCAUCCGUGAGGUCAACAUCACCAAAGGCGGCUCCCAGCUGGAAGUGAAGCUAGUCUUGCUGUGGAAGCACAACAUGCGGAUAGAAUACCUGGCUGUGGCGGCAUGGCCCCUGGACCCCUCCAAGCGCAGUACCUGGGUGGAGGUGACAAUGGAGGGCAGCUAUGACAUCCUGCAUGAUAUCAGCUGCACCAUGAGGAAGCCUAUCACCAGCCUGUACCGCACUACAGUGAUCCGUCGCUUCUGGAACACACUGCAGAGCAUCAACCAGACCGAUCAGAUGCUGGUUCACCUGCAGUCUUUUGACACCGUUCCAGAGCACUUCACCAUCCCUGAGAGCACUAAGAACGGAGUGCCCCUUUUCUACAUCCCACCGGGCUCCACUACCCCGGUGCUGUCCCUGCAGCACAGCGGCUCUGACUGCAGCCAUUCACAGUUUGCCUCCUACUGGAAGCCCAUCCUCUCCAUGGAUGCUAAUUUCUGGCAGAGGUGGCUGCAUAUGCAUCGGAUUGUCCUCAUGCUGGAGCAUGACACACCUGUCCCAAAGCACCUGCACACACCAGGCAACAAUGGCCGGUACAGCACCAUCCAGUGCCGCAUCUCCCACUCGGCACUCACCUCCCUGCUGCGGGACUGGAGCAGCUUUGUGCUAGUGGAAGGCUACUCCUACGUCAAACUGAUGCCCAGCUCUGAGGAUCCAGCUCCUUCCUCAUUCUAUGUGGUACGGAUCAUCUCCAAAGCUCCCUGCAUGGUUCUCCGGCUAGGGUUCCCCAUCGGGACGCCUGCCCAGGCCAGGAACCGGAUAGUGGAGGAGUUACAGGACCGGAUCCUGCAGCUGCGCUUCCCCCACAGGGUCCAGAGCAAAGAGGCGACUCCCAAAGUGAAGAGGAAAACUUUUGGCAGCAGCUCUCCCUCGAAGUCCCCGCCCGUGGCUGGGGCCCCGCCAGCCCUCUCAGACAGGCCCUGCCUUGUAGUGCUGCACAAGCCGCUGGAGAAGCUCCUGAUCAGGUAUGAGAAGCUGCCUUCCGACUACCGGGCUCCCUUCAUCCUCACCCUGGAGCACCCCCCUGUGUCCGGCCCCCUCACCAUGGUGGCCAACCGCACCGCCUCCUCCACCCUGGCUUCGCUCUCCCGCUACUUCUAUCACCAGCGCUGGAUCUGGUGCAUCCAGUCGGGGCUGGCCCCAGCCGUGCCCAUCGCAGCCGUAGCCCAUCUCCUGUCCACACUCACCGAGGUCCGUUUGUCAGAGGGCUUCCAUUUUGCAUCCAGUGGAGACGGAAUUAUCAAUAUGGUGCUGGAGCUGCCCAUACGGAGUGACUCCUCCAGUGACGACAGCAGCGGCAGAGAGAAGCACACUUGCAUCGUCCAGUAUGUCCUCUUUCCACCCCACUCCACCUCCACCAAGGACAGCUUCUCUACAGAUGAUGACAACGACACAGAGGUGGAGGCCAUCGAAAUGGACACCGAGCUGAACCUGGUCACUGAGUGCUGGGUGGAACCACAGAGUGGCCACAUCCGCAGCACUGCUGAGAACUGGAGGUAUCUCCAAGGGCUGCCCUACCAGAAGAUCCCCAAAGCUCUGUACCCCAGGGAUCUGGCCUGCAUUAGCACCAUGCUAACUUUCGAGUACAUCAGCCAGCUAUGCCAGAACAAGGAGUGGGUGUCCCCGGCUUUGGAAGCCAAGGCUGCUGAAGGCCCUGACAUGGGGGCUGGCUCCCAUGUGCAUGAGAUCCCAUUCCAGUUCAGCCUCCUGAAGCUGCUACCCAAAUGCCAGCAGAUCGAAAUGUUCUUCCUCAUGCUGACGGGAGAGGAUGAGGUGAUGGCCAAGGACUCUUCGUUUGCACCCAAUGAAAUGCUGCUAGACUUCUUCCACGGCUGCCUGCAGCAUGACCUCAGUGACCGGGAGAUCCCUUUGGCGGACAUGGAUCACAUGGCCUUCAUGGAGCAGGUCCUACAGCGGGACCGCGAUGGCCAUCUGCCCCCAUUCACGCUUCCAGUGAUCCGAGAAGAGCCCCUGAAGGCCCCUGCACCCCUGGACCAGCAGGAUCCCUCUUUAGCUGCUCACCCUGUUGGCAGUAGCACUACCAGGGACAUGAAUGGCUCCACGAGCACCCUGCAGAGCCUGUGCAGCGCAGAGCUGCCGGAGGCCGACGUGUCCCCGGCCGAUGCUGCUGGGCUUCUCCUGCAAUGGCGAUGCUACGCCAAGCUGGUCAGUCCACAGCACCUCUUCCUCACCUUCCUGCCAGCCACCUUCCCUGACAUACAGAAGCUGAUGGCUUGUGCGCUGGAGAAAGCCCUGAAGGAGGACGGCUCUGCAGGAGAGAGCCUGGACUCUGUCUGUGGGGAGCCGGGCAGAACGGGACUCGAGGAGGCGGUGGCUGCGGCAUUCCCACCUACCCUCAGUGUAACGCCGGCCAAUGAAGCAGGCCAGGACCCAGGAGAGCCAGGCGCUGCCCUGCGGAAGGACGUACACAUCUCCUUCAGCCGCCAGGCCUCGCAGCCCGAGCUGAGCGAGGGGCACCGGGUCCGCUGCCCUGUCUACGUCUAUAGCUGCUCCUUGGAGCUGCUGCGGGAGCAGAUGGUCAGCCCCCGGACACACCGGCCUCCGCGGGACAUCUUUUUCAGGUCCCAGUUUCUGGAGCGCCCCCCAAAUGCCACCUGGCUAGACCACAAGCACAAGGAGCUGGUGAGUUACUGCACGCUGCUGCAGGAGCACUCGCACCAGUGCUACGUGAAAGGGCUGUUCAAGAGCCUGCAGCAGUCGCAUAGCAUCAGCUCCCAGGACCUUCUCACAGCCAUGGAUUACUGCGAGGAGCUGCUGCAGGAGAUCGACAUCACCAACUUCCUGCUGACCCUCUGCAGCCAUGUGCGGGCCUUCCGCGAGAGCCACCGGCACUUCCACAUGCACCCCAGGGCAGCCAGCCUGGAGCAGGAGGAGGAGCUGCACUCCAGGGAGAGGGGUGUCCUCGUCUCAGAGUCUAGUGCGGAGAUGGAGGACUACAGCGAGCAGGACCACGGAGGUUUCUCAUGCCCCACUGAGGAGCCCAAGAUCAGCGCCAGCUGCUGCCCGGAGUUCCCCCUAUCCCUGCUGGAGAAUGGCCAGCCCUGCCAGGUGCACCCUGACCUGCAUAAAAUCAUCCAGGAGAAGUUCCUGGAAAUCGGGAGUUUGCAUUUUAAGCCAGUGCUGUCGAAUCCUCAUUAUUUCUUCUACUGUCCGCCCUGUGCCAAGAAAGAGGAGGAGGCCUCCCGGGACCAGGCAGACAGGAAGGGCAGCGAGGACAUGGAGGGGUCGGAGGCUGAACUGGCAGUGGAAGAAGGGACCGUGUCUGGCUGCUGCAUUGCCACCGAGAGUGACCCGGAGCUGGAGGUGGAGUAUCGGGAGAAGCUGGAGAACGAGUUCCCAGACUUGGGCUCCCUUUCGGACUCGAACACCGUCAACCAUGACGACGACUCGUUCAGCGUCCUGGGCGGGGACUCGCUGAACGAGCAGGAGCUCCUGGAGCAGGAGAUGCCGCCGCUCUUCGUGCACCUGACCUGCUCGGUGAAGCUGCGCACCCAGCACAGCUCCAUGCCCGUGCGGUCACUGCCCACCUGCCUGGGGGAAGUGCUGAGCUGCCUGGAGACCUGCAAGGCUAUGGCCAGCAUUGACCUCAGCGACCUCUGUGUGACCCUGGACAUCUUCGUGCUGACCUUGCCGCUGGAGAUAGAAGGUGUAAACGCUGACCUUCAUCACAACAGGUACACGUCUGAGAGCAGCAUCUCCUUCACCCGCUCGCCCGGGCAGCCCUCCUCCUUUCGCUCUGACGAGGAGAUCAUGCACAACCUGGACCGGCUGCCGUCUACGGGAGGCGAGAGGCAUCCAGCGCUCUCCAACCUCCCAGGGGUACACAGACAAGCUGUCGAAGCCACCAUGAAUGAGAUCCGCUGGCUUCUGGAUGAUGAGAUGGUGUCUGCACUGCGCCAUUCGCAGGCGGUCAGCACCUCCAUCCUGGAACGGGUGGCCACCCACGUCUACAGCUCCCAGGGGAGGCCUAGCUGCCACAGCGAGGUGGUGCCGCUGCAGUUCGUCUUCGGGCCCGAGCACUCCUUGGAGAAGUUCAAAGAGGAGUUCCGGAGAAUGACCCUGCCUGGCUACGUGCUCAAUGCUGAGGGCAGCGAUUACCACUACAUCUCCGUCAGCCGCUUGCGCCCCUUGGAGGCCCCCGCCAGCGCUGUCCCCAGCCUGCAGCAGCCCGCGCCAGGAGGAAGCACUGGAGCAGCCCAGAGCCACGUUGGGCAGGAGGGGAGUAGUGAAGCAGAUGCCGAAGGCCUCCAUCCAGUGCCCUCCCUGCCGCAGGGGGCUGGGAGCCUCUGGGCCUGGCCAGUGGGUGAGAGCCAGUUUGGGCCGGACGUGGGAAAUCCACUGAGCGAGAGCGGACAGACGCAGGACGAGGAGCCAGAGGAGGUGCUGCGGCCGGAGCAAAGUGGAGCGGUGGGACACAGCUCGCUGGAGGAGGCAGCCCGGGAGAUGACCCCCCUGACUCCUCCCCACUCUCGGUUCCUGCCCUUGUCCUCGGAGAAGGGGAGUGGUGAGAAAUCGCCAUCAGCAGCGAGCCUGGCUGACUCCGGGACCCAGGGCAGGGAAGGCGCCACCAAGCAGCGUCCCAGCCGAGUGCAGAGCCUAGUGUCAAGCCAGGGCAGCAUGGACUCGGAUCACUUAGGUUAUGAUGGAGGGAGCAGUGACUCGGAGUGCGACGAAGCCCUGAUGAGCGACCAUGACCCCAAGUGCCCCCUGAUGCCGGAUUUCUGGCUCAUUGUAAAGAUCCAGCAGGACCGGGUGGAGGUGUAUUCUCACACACGCAGCCUGAGUGCAGAGCAGGUGGCGAUGGCUGAGGCCGGGAAGGAGCCGGCCGGGGAGUGUCUGCGUCUCCACCAGACCGUGGUGAGGAAGAUUGGCGAGAUCUGCAGGGUCGUUAACCAGCGCUUGCUGCUGCAGGACCUGCACGACAGCCACGUCUGCAACACGCUGCUGGUGGCGGAGAGCGAGGAGGACAUCUGGAAGAGCGAGACUCCCUACAACUCCUAUCGGCAGCGCGCCCAGCCCACCGAUGAUUACUCCACCGAGGAAAGCUACCAGCCCCGCGACUACCUGGCAGCCACCAUGCAGUUCAUGCCAGGUCACUUCGCCUGCCCCGUGGUGUGGAGCACCCUCAUCCACGUGCACUCCCGUCUCAAGAUGGGGCCCAAUAUGGGGGUCUCGCGAGCUAUCCAGGCGCUACGCUCGGUGCUCAAUGCUUUCUGUGUGGUGAACAGGAAGAACAUGUUUGUCUACCAGGAGCGAUCCACCAAGUCAGUCUUCUACCUCCGACUCUCUGAAACCACCCACAACGGGAAGGCGGGGGAAGGGGAGAGCACCCAGGGCUGCGUGUGCCACUCGCUGGCUCUGACGCGCAGUCAGGAGCCCAUUCACAUGGAGGAUCAGACAGGCUCGCGCUCCUCCCUGGACACAGCCUCCUGCCGCAGCGCGGACUCUGCCCGCCCCGUGGGCCAGGUGGACAGACACAUCCAGCUCAUGGUGCAUGGUGUCGCCCCAGCAGGGCCCGAGAUCACAGACGAGCUGGUGAAGGUUCUGCGCAGGCGUCUGGAUGAAGCCACCUUGGACAUCAUCACUGUCAUGCUGGUGCGGAACUGCAAGCUGACCCCGGCCGACGUGGAGUUCAUCCAGCCCCCAGGCUCUCCGCCCACAGAAGUCCUCCAGUUCACUCUGCCCCCAGCCUCUCUGCCCUGGCUCCCUGCUGUGGCCUGUUACCUGCGCCAGAACCUGCUCAUCUUCCUGCACACCCCCAAGUACACCGACAGCAACGUAGAGCACCACUUCAAGGUGAGGGGCUGGGGCCCUGCGUGCGGCCGUGUUCCCACAUGGACUGGGGGUGCAUCGGAGCAGGGCUCCGGCUGGCACUACUUCCAGCAGGGUGGCAGUCCCGACCUAGAUCUCUACCUGUACAACAAGCCUGGUGGCCAAGGCACUGGCGGCAAAGGAAUUGCGUGCAUUGCUCUGUCGUUCGUGGAUGAGCGUGACAGCCCCCUCUCACUGGCGCACUGGGAACAGUCUAGUUCCCUGAAGCUGCCCCCGUCCCCACCUGGCACAGACCUGCUGCAGGACGCAGACUUCGAGAGCCUCACUGCAGUCAGCAGGCACCAUGCUGAGCCCGGCACCCUCCAACCAGCUGCCUGCACCCUGGUGCGCUUGGACGUCUGGGAGAAAGGGAACAUCAGCCCCCUGCAGCUGUCGGAGAAGCUGCGCAGCGCCGUGCGCCAUGCCCUGUGCGAUGCAGUCAUGGAGUUCCGAGUGCUGCCGGCCCCACUCUGUGUGGAGGCCGCCUGCCCGCCAGAGGAGCUAGGCAGUGGCGGAGGCCUCCGGAGGACCAUGUCGGAGACCAAGGGGCUGGCUCUUCCUGCGGGCAGUGCUGGUGCCAGUAGAGUGCCCCCGCCCCCUCUGCACUUCGCCUCAGCCCCCAGCUCUAGUUCCGGCGAGCCAGUCACGCCCACAAACAAGAUGGGGCGCCGGAGCUUCUGGGACAUGCUGAGUAAGGCCGACUCCUCAGAGCUGGGCAGCCCCAAAACCACUGACGACAUCGUGCUGGAGCGGCCAGAGGAGAGUCGCACCCGGCGCCGCCACAAGACCGAGAGCGUCAAGCAGCACCUGAGCCAGGAGCGCGCUUCCGCCACGGCCGAGCUGGAGCAGGCCCAGAGGCGCCAAGUCUGGCAGCUCCAGGAAGGGGAAGUGGGCACCAUGCACCCGCUCUUCAGUCAGACCUGCCGGCAGUGGAUGGCGUUCAUGAGUCGGCUGGGGUGUCCUUCGGUGCAGCAGUGCUCGGUGGAGAUCGUCUCCCGCUUCCUGCUCGGCUCCAUCCUGGAGGAGGUGGUGAGCCUGGUCACGGCCCUGGCAAGCGACACCGUUGUCAAGGUGUUCCAGCAGCACUGCUGCCCUCGGGGCGCCGCCUUCCUUCCAUACAACCCCCAUCAGAGCUCCAGUCCUCGGCCUGCAGCCAUCCGACAUUUCAUCCUGCUGGGACGCAACUUCCAUCAGUGGCGCUCCAGCACUGAGCAGGCCCACAAGGGGCUCCAGCACUUCGAGGCCAUGGAGCUGAGCUUGGCGGAGAAGGGCUCCAACUCCAGCCCCUCGCUGGCCCCGCGGCAGAGAUUCCUUCUCCUGGAGAUCCUUGACAAGAAGCUGAUGCUCUACACCUACAACUGGUCCCCGGACCUGGGCAGCUCCUUGAACAGCUCACUCACCCGCCUGCUGCAGUGGCAGAAUGCCCGCUCCCACAUCGUGCAUUGCCUCCUCAGCCAGAAACUGGGGCUCUUCCACCACUACUGCUACCUGGACACACCCUGGCAUGAGGACAGCAAGCAGGAGCCAAACCCUUUCCUGAACUCCACCCUGGAGGUGGAUGCCCUGAUCCGGAGCUCGAGCCCUCCUCCCAACAAGGAGCAAGGCCGGCUCAGCAGCUCUACGCGCAGCCUGCCGUCCCUGCACUUCCCCCCUGACAUGAUGCCCUUUGACGAGGCUCUGCGAGAUGUCACCGCCCUCAAGAGCGUCCCCCUUGGCCCAGAGCUGGGGCCACGUGACCCAGUGUCUUGGCAUGGUGCCCAGUUCCUGGAAAUCAAGAGCCUGGAGAGGAGAGAGCUGGAGAAGCAGAUGAAGAUUGAGAAUCUCUUUGUGACGUGGCAGCAGAGAUCAGCACAGUCCAACAUGCCCAUCGGUCUGGCAGACCUGGAGACCCUGAAGCAGUCCUCGCGCCUGGUUCACUACUGUGCCACACCACUGCUCUUCGACCCAGCUUUCCGGCAGCAGAUCCAGGCCGACCAGCAGGCGAAGCUGGAGGGGAAGAAGCGCCAUCGCUCGAGCGACUCGACGGCGUCGGGGCGGGACCGGAGCCACAGCUGCGACUCGGCAGAGGUGCUGCCCUGCAAGCUGAAGGAGGAGCCCUGGCUGCAGGAGAUGUGCAACGCCUUCCUGCAGCAGUACAUCCAGUACCUGCAGAGCAUGGGUUUCAUCCUGGUGCAGGUGCGGCCCCCCUCGCCCGCCCGCAGUAGCACAAGCCGGAUCCGAGCUCCGGCAUUCCUGGGCACUGAGGGGAGAGGCUCCUUCUCCUACAAGCCCAAAGCAGAUGGGAGUCCGAAGAGCACAAGCCCCCCAGUCGCCACCUACCACCUGCAGAGAGCCCUCCCGGGCGGCAUUGUGCUCAUGGAGCUGGGCUUCCAGGGCUGUUACUUUUGCGUGAAGCAGUAUGCGCUGGAGUGCUCGCGGAUCCCAAUGGGCCAGUCCGUCAACUCGCAGGGUGCUCUCACGGCCAGAGCUCGUAGCAAGAGCUGCAUGGGACCCAGCUCCAUCUCUGAGUCUGCGCUCUCCAUGCUCUUCACGGAGGAGUGUGACAAGGUGCGGGACCUCAUGCACGUGCACUCGUUCAGCUACGACUUCCACCUGCGCAUCGUGCACCAGUACCUGCUGGGCUCCCACAUGACCCUGCGCCAGGGCUACCACCUCACCAGCUUCCUGGAGGACUUCAUCGCCCACCACCCCGACAUCCCCAAGUUCGGCCGCAACCAUGUCUUCCAAGGUACGCUGGCCAUGCCCACCAACAUGAUAACAGCCCAUCAGCUCUACAACUACGUGGCAGACCAUGCCAACACCUACCACAUGAAGCCCCUGCGCAUGGCCCGGCUGGCUGCGGGCAGCGACGGCAGGAAGGGGACCCCGGGCAUGGAGCAGAACGAAUACGCGCUGGUCUCCAUCUGGAACAGCUCAGGCUCCUACAAGGACUCGGAGGGGAUGCGGCACCAUGACGACUUCGACGUGUCCCUGCUGGUGUGUCACAGCGCGGCGCCGUUCGAGGAGCAGAGCGAGGCGGAGAGGCACGUGCUCCGGCUGCGUUUCUACGUCGUCAUGACGAGCCAACGGGAGCUGUUCCCCCGGCUGACAGCCGACAUGCGGCGCUUCAAGAAGCAGCCACGCUUACAGCGGGAGAACACGCUGGAGCCAGUGGUGGGCCGGGCGGCAUGGGAGGCGCCGGAGCCGGGUCAGGGCUGGCAGCAGCAGGCGGAGCGGGAGCUGUGGCAGGAGGGAGAGGACAGCAGCGAAUUCUACGCGGGCGGUGCCCAGGUCAAGCUGGGCCCUGGGCUGUUCUACACGUCGCCGCUCUUCCCCCUGCUGGCCUCCGAGGUGGCCGUGGCCCAGAAACAGCUGAGCAGCAUGGUGCACCUGGCCAAGUGCCACUGCCGCAGGGACAACCUCUGGAAACGCCUCUUCCUGCUGGAGCCGCUGGCCUCGGACAAACUCAAGCUGGGCAAGCUGUCGCUGGGGGAGCUGGAGGAGCUGCUGAACGCAGUGCACGGGAAAUCCAUCGCUGACAUCGACCCCCAGCUGGGCUGCUUCCUCACCAUGACUGUGCCCUGGUACCAGAGCCUCAUCAAAGUGCUGCUGAGCCGCUUCCCGCAGAGCUGCCGCCACUUCCACAACGUCGAAACUGGCACCCAGUAUCUGGUCGUGCUCAAUCAGAAGUUCACAGACUGUUUUGUUCUUGUGUUUCUGGAUUCCCACUCAGGGAAGACGAGCCUGACGGUGGUUUUCCGGGAGCCGUUCCCCGUGCAGCCCCAGAACAGUGAGAGCCCACUGCCGCAGCUAGUGUCCACCUACCAUCACCUGGAAUCUGUCAUCAACACGGCCUGCUUCAACCUCUGGACAGGGCUGCUCUAGCCGGCGCCAGCACCUUCCAGCCAGACACACCGCGCCGCACCACGUCUGCACCCAGGAGCUGACCUCCAGCAGGAUCCCCCCAGCGCUGCUGGCAGCACGGGGGUCACGUGAUGCACGAGUAAUGGACAGAGUGGAGGGUGCAUGGGGCUUGGCGGCUCCCCUGGACUCCAGCUAGCCCAGACUCCCCAGAAGGGGUGAGCCGGGGGGGGUGUCCCCCCUUCUCGGGUAGGGGAGCUGCUGUUAAGGACACUCACGUGUAUUUGACACUGAAUGGAUUUGAAAUGGAGACCCAAGGAGGGUCCCGGCGCACCUGCCACAGCUAAACAGCUGCCAUCUCUGGGCCCAGAAACCUGGCACCCAUGUAUGCCCAGCCCUGGGCCUGGUGACGGAACUGCCUGGCAUGCUGGGCCGGAGCCAGGCACAGUCCUGAGGGCACCGAGCACGGCUGCUGCGGGCCGUCACUUCGAUGAGUGGAAGCAGGGUGGGAUUUCAGUGAUGGGCCAGCCGCGGUGCGGCAGGGGGGUUAUGAGAAUGUACUGAAGGACGUCACUGUCAAAUA